Molecule: messenger RNA, 2205 nt
Organism: Fraxinus pennsylvanica
Lineage: Eukaryota; Viridiplantae; Streptophyta; Magnoliopsida; Lamiales; Oleaceae
Source: the annotation of a GenBank genome assembly
AUGGAAAAUUCAUGGAUUCGCUUCACUGUCUUAGUUUCUGGUGUACUCUUUUUCCUUUUUUAUGUACCAGUUUCCAAUGCACAACUAGCACCAGCAGAAAGCAGAAUCCUUUUUCAAGUUCAACAGAUUCUUGAAUUUCCACCAGCUCUUCAAACUUGGAAUAACUGGACUAGCUUUUGCUGUCUCCCUCACACCCCUUUUUUAGUAAUUGUCUGUUCAAAUAAUCACAUUACUGAAUUAACCAUAGUAGGAAACAAAAGUUUUUCAUCUCAGAUUACGAAACUUUCUCCCAGGAACUUUGCAAUUUCUCAGCAUACUCUUUCGGUUAAAUUUUCAAUAGACACAUUCUUCACUGUCCUAACAAAGCUUUCAAAUCUGCAGAAGCUAUCUCUAGUGUCAUUAGGAUUAUGGGGUCCCUUGUCAGAUAAAAUUAACCAGUUUCGAUCACUUUCAGUUUUAAACAUUAGCUCCAAUUUCAUCUAUGGUAGCAUUACUCCGUCAAUUGCCACUUCUCAAAGUCUAAGAAGUCUUGUCUUGAGCAAUAAUUUGCUCAAUGGAAGUGUUCCUGAUCUCAAAGGAUUAAAAUUUCUUGAAGAAAUAGAUUUGAGUAACAAUCACCUGGGGCCGGAAUUUCCAUCCUUACCCAACAGUCUCAUAUGUAUCACCUUAGGGAACAAUUCUUUGAGAUCUGAAAUUCCUCGAGAUUUCCAUGCGUUUAAUAAGCUUCAAAUACUCAGUCUUUCCUCGUGUAAACUUAUUGGACCGAUUCCGUCUUUCUUGUUUUCUCUACCGUCGAUUAUGUUCAUCAAUCUGGCAAAAAAUCAGUUCAGUGGAGCACUUUCAACAAAUGUAUCUUGCAAUGGGAAUCUUACUUUUAUAGACAUUUCCUAUAAUCUUUUGAUUGGGAACUUACCUUCUUGCCUUGGGUCAAAUACGGAAAACAAGACAGUCAUUACUACAUGGAAUUGUCUGUCGAAUACAACAACAAAGUAUCAGCGCUCUUAUACGUUCUGCCAUAAAGAAGCAUUGGCUGUAGAGCCACCGGCAAGAGACAGGGAGAGUUCCACCCUGAAACUUGGCAUUGUUCUUGGUAUAAUUGGGGGCAUUAUUGCAAUCUUAGGUGCAUUCGGGUUCUUGGCCCUGGCCUUCUUCAGAAAGGUACAACGAAACAGAGCAGAUGAUUCCAAAUGUGACAGCUUCAUUAUCGAGAAAACUUCUGUACACGGCUUUCCAAUUGGAAAUGGAAGGCACGUGCCACAGCCAAUGCGGUUGACAUCAAUCGGAUUGCCACUGUAUCAUGUUUUCACACUGGAGGAAAUGGAAGAUGCAACAAAUAACUUCGAUCCAUCUAAUCUGGUGGGAGGAGGAUUCCAGGAUCUGGUCUAUAAAGGUCGGCUUAGAGAUGGCUCAGUGGUUCUAGUGAAAUGUCUAAAACUAAAACAAAAACAUUCACCUCAAGCUCUGCAACAGAAGAUGGAAGUAAUAUCCAAGCUUAGGCAUCGACAUUUGGUCAGUGUUCUUGGACACUGUAUUGUCGCAUACCAGGACCAUCCUAAUACAUCUACCACAGUUUUUAUUGUUCUUGAGAACAUUGCCAACGGGUCAUUAAGAGAUCUUCUUAGUGAUUGGAGAAAAAGGGAAGUUUUGAAAUGGCCACAGAGAAUGGCAAUUACUAUGGGAAUUGCAAGGGGCAUCCAGUACCUGCACACAGGAGGAGUCCAAGGAAAUGAUCUGAAAACAGAGAACAUACGGUUGGAUGAGAGCCUCACUGCAAAAAUAAGCAGCUAUAAUUUGGCUCUGCUUUCUAAGGGUGGUACAGAAAGCCCUGAAAGUCCAGAGACUGAUGAUAUUUAUCGUUUGGGAGUUAUUCUGAUUGAGGUUAUUACUGGUAGACCUAUAAACUCUCAGAGUGAGCUAGACGACCUGAAGUUUCAGUUCGAAAGGAGAUUAUCAGUAACACCAGCAGAACUGCGAGGACUUAUAGAUCCCUCUAUACGGGGAACUUUUGCAUACGAUUCACUAAAAACUGUUGUACAAAUCACCAUGAACUGCCUAUGUAAAGAUUCAAGCAAGCGCCCGACGGUGGAAGAUGUUCUUUGGCAUAUGCAUUAUUCAGUUCAAGUUCAAGAAGGAUGGACAGGCAGUGGAAACCUUAGUGGAAACCUCAGUGGGAAUCUUUGUAGAAACCUUGAACACACUCGGUAA